Rhincodon typus (whale shark) is the source of this 3036-nucleotide messenger RNA. RefSeq lists its product as uncharacterized. The coding region runs from base 515 to 1189 and encodes 224 amino acids. The record is from RefSeq and is a predicted model, not a curated record. The transcript has 11 exons. NCBI's taxonomy places the organism in Eukaryota, Metazoa, Chordata, Chondrichthyes, Orectolobiformes, Rhincodontidae.
UUCCGGUCUGUUACCCCGAGGGCGGGCCUAGCCUCCUGCGUACGGCCUGGGUAACCGGUCUCGGUUUUACACUAUUAACCCAUUCCCGGGUCAGGGAAAGCAGGAGGCCCGAGGGGUUUAAACCGGAGAAUGGGAACCUGAUCCGGUAGGAACUGCAGAUGCUGGAGAAUCUGAGAUAACAAGGUGUAAAGCUGGAUGAACACAGCAGGCCAAACAGCAUCAGAGGAGCAGGAAGGCUGACGUUUCGGGCCUAGACCCUUCUUCCGAAAUGCUUUGCCAAAUUGGGAAGGCCUGAAUGUGGACUGUAGUCCAUUGGGGAUGAUCUGGUUCCGUAGGGCAUGUGGGCGAAGUUGUCAGGCAGCCUGGAAGUUACCUGAUCUGUCUUGUUCUGACAUCAAUACUAUGUGAGCCUGACAAUGUAUUGUAAAAGCUGGCUGCUCGUGAGAACAAAAUUCGAAAGAAGAAGGUUCAAUAUUACUUUCUCAUGACAACUAAGGAUUUGAAACUGUGAUUCAUGGCAUCUUAUAAAACUGAGAAAAACUGGACUGAUCUACAGGAAAGUUUGAAUCGUGUUCGACAGCAGCUUGGUUUGAUUCCACGGGCAGAAUGGGGUAACCUUGUGCCUAGUGAUCCUCCGCUUCGUGUCCAUUUAACCAGUCAGCGUGACAGACGGAUGGUGCACUCCCCAUCGAACCUGCCCAGGCUCCACACCGAUCUCAGACGGAUUUCCCACCUAAUGGUCCCUCCACUGUUCACUGGAAAGCCCAAUGACAACAAAGAAACUCUGAGGAAGCAGCCACUCGGUCAACGAAAACCUUCCAGUGUUCCAGAUGCUGCCACGAUUCUUUCCUCUGAUCUCCCAUUGGAGAACGGUUCCUCAAUGAGACAACAAGAACAUAAAGGCAAUAAGAAGGGGUCAGCAGGAACUGGGGGCCAUAGCUCAGGGUUUCAGGAACAUCCAACAUCCAGUUUCAUCAGGGAAGGCCAUUCGUUUGCCUGGAACUUUGUCAAUUCAUUCAUUUUGGAGAUGCUUCAAGAUGAGUUGGUGCCUGAUAUCUUGAUGGAGGUGCUGUCAGAUGAUGCCACUAAGUGUGCUCCUGCGUAUUCACCAACUGGGAAGAAUUUCGACAUCAAGGGUAAGCUACCAGUCUUGUUAUAUGUUCAGAGGAGAGCUACUGGAUCGAAGUAAAGCCAAGAAGUGUUGGAGAAACUCACCAGGUUUGACAGCAGUCAUGGAGAGAGUGACCUUCUGGGUCUAACAUGAUUCUUCUUCAAGACAGAUUGGACUAAUAUUUAGUUUGAGAGCUCUCCUCUUACUGAAAUCGGCUUUUAUCUGAGAAAAACAUGGACAUUGCAUGAAUUUGAUUUAACACUUUCUAAAGUAUACUCAUCAGUAAAGUGAUUGAAUGUGUCAUCAACAGCGCUAUCAAGCAGCACCCACUCAGCAAUAACCUGCUCAGUGACGCCCAGUUUGGGUUCUGCCAGGGCCAUUCAGCUCCUGACCUCAUUACAGCCUUGGUUCAAACAUGGACAAAGAGCUGAAUUCUAGAGUGAGGUGAGAGUGACAGUCCUUAAAAUCAAGGCUGCAUUCAAAUGAGUGUGGCAUCAAGGCCCCUGAGCAAAACUGGAAUCAAUGGGUAUUAGGGGGGCAAACUAUCUGGUGGUUGGAGUCAUACCUGACACAUAGGAAGAUGGUUGUGGUUGUGGGAGGUCAAUCAUCUCAGCUCCUGGACAUCUCUGCAGGAGUUCCUCUGGGUAGUGUCCUCAGCCCAACAAUCUUCAGCUGCUUCAUUAAUGACCUUCCGUCCCUCAUAAGGUCAGAAGUGGGGAUGUUCGCCAAUGAUUGCACAAUGUUCAGCACCAUGCACGACUCCUCACACUGAAGCAGUCGAUGUUCACAUGCAACAAAAUCUGGAUAAUAAUCCGUGUCCAAAUGCAAGAAGAUCUGGACAAUAUCCAGGCUUGGGCUGACAAGUGGCAAGUGACAUUGGCGCCACACAAAUGCCAGGCUAUGAUCAUCACCAAUAAGAGACGACCUAACCACUGCUCCUUGACAUUCAAUGCUGUUACCAUCACUGACUUCCCCACUAUCAACAUCCUGGGAUUAUCAUUAACCAGAAACUCCGCUGGACUCGCCACAUAAACACAGUGGCUACAAGAGCAGAUCAGAGUCUAGGACUGAAGCGGCGAGUAACUCACCUCCUGACUCCUGGAAGCCUGUCUACCAUCUGCAAGGCACAAGUCAGGAGUGUGAUGGAAUACUCCCUAUCUGCUUAGAUGAAUGUGGCCCCAACAACACUCAAGAAGUUUGACACCAUCCAGGACAAAGCAGCCCUCGCUUGAUUGGUACCACAUUUACAAGCACCCACCACCAACGCUCAGUAACAGCAGUGUGUACUAUCUACAAGAUGCUCUGCAGAAAUUCACCAAAGAUCCUCAGACAGUACCUUCCAAACCCACAACCACUUCCAUCUAGAAGGACAAGGGCAGCAGGUACAUGGGAACACCACCACCUCCAAAUUCCCCUCCAAGCCACUCACCAUCCUGAAUUGGAAAUAUAUCGCCAUUCCUUCACUGUUGCUGGGUCAAAAUCCUGGAAUUCCCUCCCUAAUGUCAUUGUGGGUCAAUCCACAGUAGGUGGACUGCAGCGGUUCAAGAAGGCAGCUCACCACUACCUUCUCAAGGGCAAUUAGGGAUGGGCAAUAAAUGCUGGCCCCAGCCAGUGACACCCACAUUCCACAAAUGAAUAGGAAAAAAAAAUGGAAAAUGUUAAUCCAAAUGAAAGGCAGUGAGCAGAAAGAUUAGCAAGGAAUGGCACACAUACAGAAUGUAAAUGUAGGGCCAGGUUAGAUACUGUAGGUUUCUUUUUGCAGAGAAGCAUCAGCCUUUGGAAUGAUGUGACAGCAGACAUCUAUAAAUAAACAUUUGUGAUUGUUGGCCAGUUACUGUAAUGAGCAGAAGUUUGCCUGGUGACCCUGGGAGAAGCGGGGGUCAGUUAAAUUGUGGAAAUCGAAUAAAGCAGCACAGGUACAAACA